This is a messenger RNA of Medicago truncatula (barrel medic), 2075 nucleotides long. Its product is annotated as clathrin interactor EPSIN 1. The record is from RefSeq and is a predicted model, not a curated record. Gene Ontology annotation, biological process: endocytosis. NCBI's taxonomy places the organism in Eukaryota, Viridiplantae, Streptophyta, Magnoliopsida, Fabales, Fabaceae. Gene Ontology annotation, molecular function: clathrin binding; phospholipid binding. The coding region runs from base 139 to 1785 and encodes 548 amino acids. Gene Ontology annotation, cellular component: plasma membrane; clathrin vesicle coat; endosome. The transcript has 11 exons.
GUGUAAAAAAAAAAAAGAAGAAAGAAAUAGAUCUGAAAUCUUAGAUAUCACAGCAACAGAACCCAUCGAAUUUCGCCUCAAUUAACACAAAGCUACAUAACCUUUCCCUUCAGAUCAGAUCUACACAGAUCAAUCAUCAUGGAUUUCAUGAAAGUCUUCGAUCAAACCGUUCGAGAAAUUAAGAGAGAGGUGAAUCUGAAGGUGCUUAAGGUUCCUGAAAUCGAACAGAAGGUGUUGGAUGCAACUGACGAUGAGCCUUGGGGUCCUCAUGGUACUGUGCUGGCAGAGAUUGCAACUGCUACCAAAAAAUUUACUGAAUGUCAGCUGGUUAUGAAUGUUCUUUGGACAAGAUUGGCUGAAACUGGAAAGGAUUGGCGAUAUGUAUACAAGGCAUUAGCUGUUAUAGAGUAUUUGGUAUCACAUGGAUCUGAACGUGCAGUUGACGACAUUAUAGAACAUACUUUUCAGAUCUCUGCACUUUCUAGCUUUGAAUAUGUUGAGCCUAAUGGGAAGGAUGUGGGACUCAAUGUAAGGAAGAAGGCAGAAAACAUUGUUGCCCUUUUGAAUGAUAGAGAAAAGAUACAUGAUAUUAGAAAUAAAGCUGCUGCAAACCGUGACAAGUACGUUGGAGUUUCAUCUAGUGGAAUGACAUACAAAUCCGGGACAACCUCAUUUAGUAGUGGGAGCAGUAACAAAUAUGGAGGUUUUGGUUCAAGUGGUGAUAGGUUUAGUGAUAGCUACGGAGACAAGGGGCGCUAUGAUGAAGCAAAAAUAGACAAAGAUUACUCAGGAAAAUCACGGCAUGGUGUCUCAAGUAAAAAUGAAGAGAACUCCUUCAAAAAAGGUUCUGUUCGGUCUGUCAGCAAAAGUCAGGAGAACAAAUCUUCUAGAGCAUCAAAGUCAUCUGCUAAUGCAGUUCCUUCUCAAAGUGCAAGUGUACCUACUGAGGACGACUUUGAUGAUUUUGAUCCGAGAGGAACAUCUAGUAAGACUUCAGCUGGAAGCUCAAACCAGGUUGAUCUCUUUGGACAAGAUUUGCUCGGUGACUUCAUGGAUGCUCCAACAUCUGUUUCUGUAGAAAAGCCAGCAACUAGUAAUGUGUCAGAUGUUGAUCUCUUUGCGGAUGCAUCAUUUGUUUCAGCAGCACCACAUGCGGACAAAGGAGCUAGUUCUCAACCACAGGAUGAAGUGGAUCUUUUCUCUUCACAACCAGCCAUUCCUUCAGUUACACCAACAGUUGACUUGUUUUCCAUUCCUUCACCAGCUGUGCAGCCUGACAGCAAGUCGGAAAACUCUGUUCCUGUGAAUAACAGCACUUUUGAUCCCUUUGCUUCUGUUCCACUUAAUAAUUUUGAGGGAUCUGAUGUUUUUGGUGAUUUUACUUCUCAAUCUGAUUCUGUAUCUUCUCAGCCCUCAACGAAUGCUGCCACCGAUGGUAGUACAAGUGGUAAAUCUGUAACAGACUCUAAUGUUUCGCCUAAAAAGGAUGCUUUUCAGGUGAAGUCUGGCAUUUGGGCUGAUUCACUAAGCCGUGGAUUGAUUGACCUCAAUAUAUCUGCUCCCAAAAAAGUAUCCCUUGUCGAUGUUGGAAUUGUGGGUGGAUUAAGUGAUGGAUUAGAUGAAAGGGAGAAAGGCCCUCCAACUACAUUAUACAUGGGGAGAGCUAUGGGUACAGGAUCCGGUCUUGGUAUGUAUGGUGGCACUCCUUCACAGUCAACAGCUGGAGAUGACAUAUUUUCAAACUUCGGUGGCCAAAACUAUCAAUUUGGUGGGUUCCAGAAGUAAAAAAAUUCACAAAUUGUAUACUCAUUCCAUCACAUUUUCACUCAUUCUUUGUGUGUCGGCUUUAUCAAGAUUGCUGAGCUUUUUGGCAUGGUGGAUUUUGUUAAUAUAUAUUUCUCUCUAUUUUGUAUCCAAGAAAGGUAGGAAUAGCAAUUUCCUAUCACUAUUGUGAUUAUAUUAUCUUAAAUUCAUGCUACUGUUGCAUUUUAAUGUUGAUUACAAGAUCCAGCAAACUGAAGUACCCAAAUAGCUUGUGAUACUGCUUUAUGUUGUAAAAUGUGUGGUUGCCUUCA